Lactuca virosa is the source of this 415-nucleotide messenger RNA. The record is from the annotation of a GenBank genome assembly. Lineage: Eukaryota; Viridiplantae; Streptophyta; Magnoliopsida; Asterales; Asteraceae.
AUGCUGGUUUCCUUGUGUGCCUGCUUAGGUCUACAAUCUGGAAAGAAGGGGAGACCUUCAAGGUCUCUUUGUUUUCUGUUGAGAGGGAACCUAACCAGAGAAAGGGUAAGGAGAAUCGGAACGCAGAAAUCAUAUAAGGGGUUAGCUUACCAACCAUACAGGAACCACAAAACGCUUCUUCUCUUGCUCACCAACAUAAAUUGCUAAAUAGCCUUUCGGAAUGUCCAUACAUUUGGUUGUGCUGCUUCCAUUGGAUAAUGAUCUUCUGAGAAUUUGUUUUGCUUGAAUGAUCCGAGGAAAAAGGAUGGCCAUUUUUAAGGAUGGUAGUUUCUGUUCACUUCUAAAUCCUGAUUGAGGAUGGAAACUCUCAAAGCAUGCACGUCUUCUUGGUGAAAAGUUGUGAAGGAUUUCAGAG